GAACAGUCGAGCAGUUGAGGUUGAGCCGCUGCCCUGGCCACGAUACGAUCGAUCGCCGCUCCUCGUUCCUUCCCCUUCUGUCUCUGUCGCGCAUUCCUCAGAAUUUAUAUACUAUAUUCAAUAGUAUUUGUGCUAACCCAACCUAAAAAUAAUCCCCCUACAGAAUGGAUCGCCAGAGUCUAGCAUCCUUUGUCAGUCCGUACAAGUGCCGUCCCUGGAUGACGAGCACUGGAGCCGCUGCACCAAGCGGUGGGGGCAAGGGCCUCAAGGGCAUUGUGGCUGGUGGCAUCACGGGCGGCAUUGAGAUCUGCAUCACGUAUCCCACCGAGUACGUGAAGACACAGCUGCAGCUGGACGAGAAGGGGGCCAACAAGCGGUACAACGGCAUCGCGGAUUGCGUGAAGAAAACCGUCCAGCAGAAAGGCUUCUUUGGCCUGUACCGAGGCCUGAGUGUGCUCCUCUACGGCAGCAUACCCAAGUCGGCUGCCAGAUUUGGAGCUUUCGAGUACCUGCGCGGACACGCUGUCGAUGCCAAUGGACAACUUUCCACAGCCGGAAAACUCCUCUGCGGCCUGGGGGCGGGCGUGUGCGAGGCCAUUCUGGCCGUGACGCCCAUGGAGACCAUCAAGGUGAAGUUCAUCAACGACCAGCGCAGCGCCAAUCCAAAGUUCAAGGGCUUCGCCCACGGCGUCGGACAGAUCGUCAAGGCGGAGGGCAUCAGUGGGGUUUACAAGGGUCUCACGCCCACCAUCUUGAAGCAGGGCUCGAACCAGGCCAUCCGCUUCUUUGUCCUGGAGUCCCUGAAGGAUCUGUACAAGGGCGACGAUCACAACAAACCGGUGCCCAAGCUUCUGGUCGGAGCCUUUGGCGCUGUGGCCGGAGCCGCCUCCGUUUUCGGCAACACGCCACUGGAUGUCGUGAAGACGCGUAUGCAGGGUCUCGAGGCAUCGAAGUACAAGAACACCGCCGACUGUGCCAUGAAGAUCCUGAAGAACGAAGGCGUGGGGGCCUUCUACAAGGGAACGGUGCCGCGUCUGGGACGUGUCUGCCUCGAUGUGGCCAUCACGUUCAUGAUCUACGACUCGUUUAUGGAUCUCUUCAACACAGUGUGGAAGUAGAGAUACGUGACGAGACGAGACGAGACAGGCUUUUAGUGUUAGUUCCGAUCCCUCUGAACCCCUGACCUAGUCGACUGCUAGUUUGCAUGAUCUAUAUGAUAUAUUCCACUGGAGAGAGCAUUUCUAUGGUUUCAUUACGUUACAUUACGUUCGGGUACGCCCUAUUGCGUAUUAAUUAUACAUAAUAUUUGUAGAGAA
Molecule: messenger RNA, 1316 nt
Organism: Drosophila subobscura
Lineage: Eukaryota; Metazoa; Arthropoda; Insecta; Diptera; Drosophilidae
Gene: sea
Product: putative tricarboxylate transport protein, mitochondrial
Exons: 3
Coding region: 165-1118 (317 amino acids)
Biological process (GO): mitochondrial citrate transmembrane transport
Source: RefSeq, a predicted model, not a curated record